Pomacea canaliculata is the source of this 2758-nucleotide messenger RNA. Its product is annotated as protein YIF1B-like. The coding region runs from base 240 to 1205 and encodes 321 amino acids. Gene Ontology annotation, cellular component: endoplasmic reticulum-Golgi intermediate compartment; Golgi membrane; COPII-coated ER to Golgi transport vesicle. The transcript is spliced from 9 exons. Gene Ontology annotation, biological process: endoplasmic reticulum to Golgi vesicle-mediated transport. The record is from RefSeq and is a predicted model, not a curated record. NCBI's taxonomy places the organism in Eukaryota, Metazoa, Mollusca, Gastropoda, Architaenioglossa, Ampullariidae.
AUUCAAAGAUGGGAUCAUAGCUAAAGUAUCUGGUGGCUUUGGUGCAACAGUCAGUAGUUCUAUUGGAUCGAACAACUCUUAGCUUGUAUAAUCACAGAAUAUUUUAAUAUAACAUGAGCUCUCAUUGGCAACUUUCGAUUUUACAUUUCGGAACUAGUAGUCGAGACUAAAUGCCGAGACUACCGGAAAUUGUUAUUCCUGUGGUCGAAUGCUACUAGUCGUCUGAUCAAAUCACAAUAAUGGAUGCGCCGUCAGGAUUUCGGCAGCGUAAGUCGGGUCAGAAACGUCGCGGUAGAGGUGGGAAAGCUGGUGGGCAGGGAUCACGGCCGCAGCUGUUUGAAGAUACAAGCACUAUGCCCCCGCAGCCAACAGCCCCACCAUAUAACAUGAAUUAUGGUGGUGCUCAGUAUGGCCCAGGUUUUGAAACUACAGCCUAUCCUUCACAACAACAGUUCAUGGGGCAACAAUUUUUCAAUGAUCCAAUGGCCUCAAUGGCCAUGCAGUAUGGUACCUCACUUGCAGAUCAGGGUAGAGAAUAUGUGCACAAAAAUAUAGAAAAAUAUGUAGCCACAUCAAAACUUAAGUAUUAUUUCGCAGUGGAUACAGCUUAUGUGGGAAAGAAACUUGGACUUUUAUUUUUCCCCUACACACAUGCUGAUUGGUCAAUUCAUUAUAAUCAAGAAGAACCUGUGGCCCCUAGAUAUGAAAUAAAUGCUCCAGACCUAUAUAUACCUGUCAUGGCGUUUGUCACCUAUAUCCUAGUGGCAGGUGUAGUAAUGGGUACCCAAGAAAGGUUUACUCCAGAACAACUAGGGAUUCAAGCAAGCACAGCUUUAGUGUGGGUAGUCAUCGAGCUUUUGGCUACAAUGCUCAGUCUUUAUUUGUUAAACCUCAACACAGAACUCAAGUAUACAGAUAUCAUUGCCUAUGCAGGAUACAAGUUUGUUGGUAUGAUUUUCAGUUUGUUGUGUGGACUUGCUUUCCAUGGGACUGGCUAUUAUGUAGCAUUAUUGUGGUUUGGAGCAUCUCUGACAUUCUUUUUGGUUCGCACAUUGCGACAGCAAGUUCUGCCAUAUGCUGCAGCAUCUGAUGGAUAUGCACAUGGCACCAAACGCAGUCUUUACCUCAUCUUGUCUGUCUCUCUUUUGCAGCCAGUUCUUAUGUGGUGGCUAACUUCUCAUAUUAUGUUUGGAAAGAAACUGUAGCCUUUUUGCAGGCCUAUUUCCCAUCUCUGUGCUUGAUGUGCACAGCUUGCAUGCCAUGGGUUAAAAAACAGUGUUUGAAUGAUGCUUAUAAGUACAGUGAAUUCAAUGUUGGACUGGGCAUUCAGAUAAUUUGACACAUCAAAUUCACUAUUUUUGAUUGCCUAUAAUUAAAUAUCCGUAUAGACCAGUCUACAAGUUCACAAGAUAUCAUGUUACGCUUAAUAAGUAUCAGGUAGGUCAUAAAUAUAUAGCCGUUUUACUUGCCAACUCAAAGGGGAUUUUUUUACCGACAUUGUGGCUUAGAGGGUGAGGAUGAGAAAAAAACGGAACAUGAAUGCAUACAGAUAUUAAAAUAUAACUGGAGAGAAGAAAGUACUACAAUACAUUGCAGUCAAAAUUUAUGCACACAGUGCUCGUUGUUCAAGAUUGAUACGGUCAUAAAUACAUGUAUCUAGGUUUUAAAAGCUGAUUGAUAAGAAGUUAAUAAAUUACAUUUUCAGCAAGGAACUGUUUGCAUUUGAUGUUAGAUCUAACACAUUUGCAUCCAAAGAAUUUAAUGUGCACUAUUGAUCACUGUUGCAUCAACAUGCAGUGACCCAAGGUCACAUCAUGCAGUCUGUAUCCACAGCCAGUAAAAUUACUGAUUUUAUUCAACUGACUUUGGUCCUUCCAAAUCUAGAUUUUUUGCCAUUUUAUAGCAUUAUUAUAGUAAAUGUUUUUGGUAUGUUCUGUAGAGUCAUAAUUCUUAUGUGCUUUUUAAUUGCUUCAUAUUUCAGCAUUGUUUAUAUGUAUGCUCUUUUUCAGCUUUGAGAUAGUUUUCAUGCCAAAUUAUCUUAGAGCAAUGAGGACAUAGAGAAGUGUUUUUUUUUUUACUUUUGUUUUGCAUAACAGCAUUCUUAUUUCAUGCAGUACAAAGUACUAUGCAAUUUCUGGCGUCUGAUUAAUGUCUGUAAUCUCGUACUAAUUUAAUGGCAAAAGGCUCAUAUAUAUGAAGGUGGGGAAAGAUCUUUCAAGAUAACAUGCUGAAUCAUUGCAGGUGAUUGUAGCUAAUGGUAGUCAGGGUAUGCAUUUCCACUGACAAGCAUGUGAUUACACAUCACAGAGAUUAAGCUAGUAGUGGUUAUGUUGGCAGUAAUGAAUAUAAGGCAGGGUUAUGCCACUAAGAAAAUUUCAGCAUGUGCAUAGUAUUUAGGUCAACAUCAUGCUGGCCGUUAUGGUUAUUUUUCAGCAAAGCAACUCAAAAUUUUUUAUUGAGCUCUAUAAUAUAUAAGGUUUCAUCCUAGUAAAUGUACAUUAUGUAUUAUUACCAUGAUUGUAAUAAAGUCUAAAAAAUUUACAUGCAUGUGAAUUAUGAAGGAUGCCAUAUAAUCUAACUGGUCCUCACUGACUAUGCAUGCAGGAGUAGAUUAACGAAUUUGAAAGAGGUAGAAUACACCAGUAUCAAAAUCCCACUGAUUGGAUGUAGAUCAAAAACUGGUUGCAUGCAAACAUAAGAUGCUACAUACGCAUAAAUCAGUACAAUGUGAAAAAAUAAAUUUAUGUCAGAAAAAGCA